AAAGGCAUGGCAUACAAUUAAAACCAUGGUUAACUUACCAGUCAUCAGUCCCUUCAAGAAACGCUACUCAUGGGUGCAGUUGGCUGGGCAUACAGGGAGUUUCAAGGCAGCUGAUAGUGGGAAGAUUCUCAAACGCUUCUCAGAGAAUGAAAAGGAGUGUUUUGAGCGAUUGAUGAAAGACCCGCUACGCUCCUGUGUCCCUUGCUUCCAUGGUGUGGUGGAGAGAGAUGGCGAGAGCUACAUUCAGCUGGAUGACUUGCUUACUGAUUUUGAAGGGCCUUGUGUGAUGGACUGCAAGAUGGGGAUAAGGACAUACUUGGAGGAAGAGUUGACUAAGGCCCGUGAGAAACCAAAGCUGCGUAAGGACAUGUACAAGAAAAUGAUUGAAGUGGAUCCUCUUGCUCCCACAGCUGAAGAGAAUGCCCAGCAUGCUGUCACCAAACCCCGGUACAUGCAGUGGAGGGAAACCAUCAGCUCUAGUGCCAACCUGGGCUUCAGAAUUGAAGGGAUUAAGAAGGCAGAUGGAACAUGUAACACAAACUUCAAAACUACGAAGACACAGGAGCAAGUUCUACAGGUUUUUGUGGAAUUUAUUGAGGGCAACACAACUAUUUUGAAGAAAUACCUCAAGCGUCUGCAGGAAAUUCAUAUCAUUCUUGAAUCCUCAGACUUCUUCAAGCGACACGAGGUCGUUGGAAGUUCACUACUUUUUGUACAUGAUGGCAGUGGGAAUGCCAAUGUGUGGCUGAUCGAUUUUGGAAAGACCACCCUUCUCCCUGAUGGGCAGACACUGGAUCACAGGAUCCCAUGGCAAGAAGGCAACAGGGAGGAUGGGUACUUGUUGGGAUUGGACAAUUUGAUUGGCAUCUUGGAAAGCAUCACCGAAAGAUGAGUUGAGAAUGGCACAAAACUUGCAGGGCUGCUCUGUAACUUUCUGCUCUACUGGGAUCGCUCAGUUAGAAGGAAACCUUUAACUCCCUCCGAACUCCUGAGGUCAUCAGCGCAGAGGGAGCUGCAUCCAGAACCCAGCGGUUAGUCAUCAAAAUGACUUUGCAUCGGCCCUCUGUGAACCUAAAUAACUCCAGAUUGGUCUGUAUUGCACCAGCCUGACUUCAGCCUGGUCCUCAGAGAAUGAAGAUCUCCAUACUCAGGAGUCACACCAGCAUGAGUCAAGAUCUGUGUGGUAAACCAGAAUGAUUCUGAUUUCUGGCAAACAGAUGGGACUCCAGAUUACCUCUUGGUGAACCAGAGCAAGUGCGUGGGGAUUCAGGGUAGGAAUAACAAUUUUUCAGGGAACUGCAUAGUUUUGAAACCAGCAAGAGUGGUGGUUUUUUUCCCCCCCUCAAUCCCAAGUCGCCUUGCUCUUGUGUACACUAUAGGUCGGACCAACAACUUCUGCUCCAUUGUGUUACAGUGUGCACAAGGUGGAAAUGGGUGAUAAUCACAAGAAACCUGGAGCAAAGGGAGACAGCAGUUGGUAGUGGCUGGAUGUGGUAACUGCUGUUGACCAUUCCUCCUCUUCCCUACCCUAGCCUCGAUUCACUUCUAUCUAAGAACAGCCUUUGCUUUUACGUGCCUCUCAGGAGAUUACAAAUACUCUAGGGAGAGAAUAGCAGCCUAUUGUCUCCAAAAACAUUUGACUUUCAGACUGGGUGGGCUGUUGGAAAAGUGCCUGGCUUGGCAAGUUUGGCAUCUUGCAGCUGAACUGCAGUUCUGAAAUCAGUUAUGACUCUUUCGCACACAGACCAGGGAACUAAGGGUUUUUUUCAAGGCGUGUUUAUUUUGAGAGAUAACCCCC
Messenger RNA from Nipponia nippon (crested ibis), 1798 nucleotides. The record is from RefSeq and is a predicted model, not a curated record. Lineage: Eukaryota; Metazoa; Chordata; Aves; Pelecaniformes; Threskiornithidae.